Messenger RNA from Rubroshorea leprosula, 952 nucleotides. The record is from the annotation of a GenBank genome assembly. NCBI's taxonomy places the organism in Eukaryota, Viridiplantae, Streptophyta, Magnoliopsida, Malvales, Dipterocarpaceae.
AUUGUCAACAGAAUAAAUGCAACGUGGGCUAUGCGUUCAUCAACAUGAUUGAUCCACAACAGAUUAUUCCAUUCUAUAAGGCAUUCAAUGGCAAAAAAUGGGAAAAGUUCAACAGUGAAAAGGUGGCAUCACUUGCUUAUGCUCGGAUUCAAGGGAAAGCUGCUCUUAUCGCCCACUUCCAGAACUCAAGCUUGAUGAACGAAGAUAAACGAUGCCGUCCUAUUCUCUUUCAUACUGAUGGCCCCAAUGCUGGAGAUCAGGAGCCUUUUCCCAUGGGUACUAACAUUCGAUCAAGACCAGGGAGGCCUCGAGCAGCUAGCCCUGAGAAUAACGGCCAAGUUAACUCUUCUACUUCAGCUAAGGGCGAGGAGCCCAAUGGGGCAGAUUCUUCAUCAGGUUCUUCCAAGGACUCUGACUGAGUGCAGUCUGCUUUACUAAGCACUAACUGUAAAUGCUGUUUCAGAGUGAGAAGACUUUAUCCACCCCAUUUCUGUGUAUCAGGGGUGGCCUGACUAUCCCUUUUUGCUAUGGAGGAGCAGUUUUGAUAACCAGUGCAUCUCGGAACUACAGUUUCUUGACUAUUUCACCGUUUUUACUGAAAUUUUUGUAUCAAUGCCCAUGUGAACAUAGAGAACAGCUUAAAAGAGCUUCAAAUUUUGGGUAGUCCACUCUCUGACCAAACCAUAUAUAUAUCCUGAUGUACAGAUGUUCCUGGGCUUAUGCAUGACUCCCGAGGAUCUCUGUUGUUUUCAGUUUUGGAUCCUGAUGUUUCCAUGUAAUUUCCCUCUUUUUGUUGCGCAAUUGAGAGAUAUGUGUCAUGUUUUAAGUAUUCUAUCCAUGCAAUUUUUUUUGCGUACUUUUGUCUUUGGUCAUGAAAUGCAUCAUCCCGUUUUUGUCGUUGCCUUGUAUUCUUUAUCUUUGGAAGGCAAAAAAAUAAGUAAAAUGGCUUAAU